AUGAGCUCCGCCUUCCUCAAGGGGAUGCAGGAGGCCAACAAGUUCCUGCCCAGUCAGGACAAGCUCGUCAUCGACCUGGAGGCCUCCUCUGGCCAGUUCUUCAAGGGCGUCGAGGAGGGCAACAAGUUCCUGCCCAGGGAGGACAAACUCGUUGUUGGAUUCAAUGGCCACGCAGCUCCUGCGUCGGCCCCAGCUGUGCUCAGCGUGAAAAAGGAGGAGGUGGUGGAUGCGGUCUCGGCCAACUCUGGUGGCGGCCGAGGUCGGAAGAACCCCUACCAUGAUGACGAGCUGGAGCAGGAGGGUGGCAGGAGCAGCAAGCAGAGUGCGCUGGGAGACGACGUCUCUGCACGGGAGAUGUUCGACAGGAUGCUGAUGCCCUCAGACGAGAUGUGCAUCGUGCAGAUGCAGAACCUGCGGAUCGCCAUGCAGGAGGCGGUGGCCAAGAAUGAUGGCGGCGGUGGGAAGGGGGCCAAUGGCAAGGGGAGGGGCCGGCGUGGUGGUUCCGAUGUGGUGGACCUGCGCACGCUGCUCAUCCAUUGCGCGCAGGCUGUUGCCACGGAUGACCGCCGGAGCGCUACAGAGCUGCUGAAGCAGAUCAAGCUGCAUGCUCGCCCUGAUGGCGAUGGGACUCAGCGCCUCGCUCAUUGCUUUGCAGAGGGCCUGCAGGCGCGGCUGGCGGGCACAGGUGGCCUCGUACACCAGUCGCUCAUGGCAACACGCAUCUCAGCUGUGGACAUGCUCAAAGCUUACCAGCUGUACAUGGCAGCCAUCUGUUUCAAGAAGGUGUCUUUCCUAUUCUCAAAUAGUACAAUCUAUAAUGCCUCCUUGGGGAAGAAGAAGAUACAUAUCAUCGAUUAUGGUAUACAAUAUGGGUUCCAGUGGCCGUGCUUUCUGCGACGGAUAUCAACAAGGCCUGGAGGGCCGCCAGAUGUAAGGAUCACUGGUAUCGAUCUCCCUCAGCCUGGGUUCCGGCCAAGAGAGCGGAUUGAAGAGACAGGGCGCAGGCUCAAGAAGUAUGCCAAUGAGUUUAAUGUGCCGUUCGAGUACCGGGCCAUCGCGACGGCAAAGAUGGAGUCGCUCCGCAAAGAGGAUUUGAAGAUUGAUCCUGAUGAGGUACUCAUUGUUAACUCCUUGUUUCAAUUCAAGAACUUGAUGGACGAGAGCGUUGUGCUUGAGAGCCCAAGGGAUGUUGUGCUCAAGAACAUCAGGAAGAUGCGGCCCCACACAUUCAUCCAUGCAAUCGUGAAUGGCUCAUUCAGUGCCCCAUUCUUCGUGACACGGUUUCGGGAGGUUCUGUUCUACUACUCAGCCCUUUUUGAUGUUCUGGACACAACCACCCCAAGGGAUAACGAACAGAGGAUGCUGAUUGAGCAGAACAUCCUUGGGCGUGCUGCCCUGAAUGUCAUUGCCUGUGAGGGUACAGAUAGGGUGGAGCGUCCUGAGACGUAUAAGCAAUGGCAGCUUUCAUACAGUCGUCGAGUUAUGGGUUCUCAACUGGGAUACCCAGAGAACGUAUCUGGUGAUACCUCUCAGAUGAACCGACACUGGAUGUACGCUGACCGACGCUCCUCCGACUACAUUGAGGGCCUGCAUAAUUUUCUCAAGGUGGCUGAGGCAAACAAGCAGAAUGGUUUUAUGUAUUGUCCAUGUACUGUCUGUGAGAAUACGAAGGAUUACUCUUCCUCGAGAACCCUUCACUUGCACCUGCUUGAAAAGGGUUUCAUGCCACACUAUAAUGUUUGGACCAAGCACGGAGAAAGAGGGAUUAUGAUGGAAGACAAUGAAGAAGAAGAGGAUGAUGCCAACUAUCCUAUGUUCCCUGAAUACGGUGAUACUUCAACGAGGGAAUCUGAAGAUCAAGAGGCAUCAGAUGUGCGUGAUGAUGAUCUUCGCCGGUUCAUUGCUGAUGCACAGAGAGAAUGUGAAAGUGAAAGGGAGAAGUUGAAGUUCGGUCGCAUGUUAGAGGAUCACAAAAAGGGUUAUACCCAAAUUGCGAAGAUGACAACACAAAGCUCGGGAUUUGGUUCGCUACUGAAAAUAAUGAAAAAGAAGUUUCCAAAGGAUAAUGAAUUGCCUGACAGCACGCACGAAGCAAAGAAGGUUCUAUGCCCUCUAGGAUUGGAGGUGCAGAAGAUACAUGCAUGCCCUAAUAAUUGCAUCCUCUACCGCGAUGAGUACGAGAAUUUGAACGUAUGCCUGGUAUGUAAUGCCUUGCGGUAUAAGAUCAGACAAGAUGACCCUGGUGAUGUUGAGGGCGAGCGCCCCAGGAAGAGGGUUCCUGCCAAGGUGAUGUGGUAUGCUCCUAUAAUACCACAGUUAAAACGUUUGUUCAGAAAUAAAGAGCAUACCAAGUUGAUGCGAUGGCACAGGAAGAUCGUAAGAAAGACGGGAAGUUGA
This is a messenger RNA of Triticum turgidum subsp. durum (durum wheat), 2397 nucleotides long. The record is from the annotation of a GenBank genome assembly. NCBI's taxonomy places the organism in Eukaryota, Viridiplantae, Streptophyta, Magnoliopsida, Poales, Poaceae.